Molecule: messenger RNA, 1893 nt
Organism: Plectropomus leopardus (leopard coralgrouper)
Lineage: Eukaryota; Metazoa; Chordata; Actinopteri; Perciformes; Serranidae
Gene: cacng7a
Product: calcium voltage-gated channel auxiliary subunit gamma 7a
Biological process (GO): neurotransmitter receptor transport, postsynaptic endosome to lysosome; calcium ion transport; postsynaptic neurotransmitter receptor diffusion trapping
Cellular component (GO): postsynaptic density membrane; AMPA glutamate receptor complex
Molecular function (GO): channel regulator activity; voltage-gated calcium channel activity
Source: RefSeq, a predicted model, not a curated record
GUGCGGCGAGAGCAGGGAGGAGAGACAGAGAGAGAGAGAGAUAGGGGAAGAACUGCAAAUUUGGUGCCCAGGCUUCCCAGUGCGCACACAUCUCCCGUCGGCUGCACAGUCCGACCUGCCCUCCGCUCCGCAGGAUGAGUUCGUUCAGUACGAGGGCCCUCACGCUGCUCUCGUCGAUUUUCGGGGCCUGUGGUUUGCUCUUGGUGGGCGUCGCCGUGUCAACAGACUACUGGCUGCUAAUGGAGGAGGGAAUUGUCCUGCAGCAGAACCAGACCACAGAGGUCAAGAUGGCGCUUCACUCCGGCCUCUGGAGGGUCUGCUUCGUGGCAGGACCAGAGAAGGGCAGAUGUGUGGCGUCGGAGUAUUUCACCGAGCCGGAGAUAGAGAUCACGACAGAAAAUACAGCCAACAUACUCAAAAUGGUCCGAACCGCCACUCCUUUCCCCAUGGUCUCCCUGCUCUUCGUCUUUACUGCCUUUGUCAUCAGCAACAUAGGACACAUCCGGCCUCAGCGCACCAUCCUCGCCUUUGUUUCUGGAAUAUUCUUCAUACUGUCAGGUCUCAGUCUGGUGGUCGGUCUGGUCCUGUAUAUUUCCAGUAUCAAUGACGAGGUGAUGAACCGACCCCGAGAGCCAGAACAGUUCUUCCACUACCGCUACGGCUGGUCCUUCGCCUUCGCUGCAUCCUCCUUCCUCCUCAAAGAGGGUGCAGGAGUGAUGUCCGUCUACCUCUUCAUGAAGCGUUAUGCUGAGGAGGAGCUGUACAGGCCUCAUCCCGCUCUUUACCGCCCUCGCAUGUCCGAAUGUAGCGACUACAGCGGCCAGUUCCUCCACCCAGACUCCUGGCCUCCACCUCAGCGCGGUCGUAGCGCCUCUGACGUCUCUUCUGACAUCUCCAUCCAGCUUAACCAGACCCCACCAUCGCAGGCACAACCCAAGGGGGGGAGCAGCUCCCAGCCUACACCCUCCUCCUCUGGGCCUUCAUCAGCGGCCAGCUACCAGCUCCAGCCGGCCUCCUCUUCGUCCACCUCCUCCUCUUACCCACACCCCCUCCACAUGGCCGCCACUUCCACCCUACCCAGAGCGUCCCAUGCUCACGGCCACUCUCAGCCCCAUCCCCAUCCUAGUGGGCCCCCACCCCAGUCCAUGCCAAUGGGGGCACCACCCUCUGCCGUGCCUCCUCCCCGUUAUCACACGCACAUGCGGAUGAGCGCCUCGCCAUGCUAGGCUACGUACACAGAGAAGGGGAGGGAAAACACAACUGGGGGGAUUAGAUUGGCUCUGUUUCGGCUCUUACACACCACAAGACAAACACACAAACACACAAACACAAACCCUGCAUCCUCGCAGUGUGUGGGAGGAGGGAUGCAGCAGAGUGGAUGAAGGAGGGAGGUUUAAGGAGAUCAAAAAAGAGGAGAGAGGAGGAAAGAAAAGAGGGGAGGAGGGGAGGAGAAGCAGGUGGGCGGAGGGAUGACUCACUGCUGAUGCCGAGCCCGAGACGAAGACAGACACUUAACAAAACUUUUAACACGCUGGGAGGGAACAUGGGAGGGGAGGAGUGAGGGAUACGAUGAUUAGCAGCAACAAGACGUCUGUGGGGUUUCUGACGGGUACAUUCAUCAUCAUGGCCGUGAUACACAGGCAACAGGGCGAGGAAGCACAGGAAACAGGAAGCUGAAUCAUAACCAAAACUCUGUCCAUUCACAAAAAAUACAAAGGAGUUAAACAGUGUAUUGAGCUAUAAAUGUUUUAUCAUGUAGCUUUUGAAGAGACUUAGAUUUUUUAAUAAUGUAUCUGACAUCUUUUGUAAUUUCAUGGACAUGGUUGGGAAGGUUACUUCAUUGCAUCUUGACUACUUUAAAUCAUUUUCAAAAUUAAUCUUAAAACAAUAAGA